GUGCGCAGCAAAGAUCAGUCUGAAUAAACCGCUCAGUGUAAUCAGUUCCCAAUAUCUUGCUGAUAUCGAUUCAAAAAACGGCAAUCUUAUCAUGAUAGAAUUUCUGCUCUCUAUAUUAGCGGCGGCGGUUGCACUGGUAAAGUUCACAAUUUCGAGCAAAUUACUCAAAAUAUUCCCUCCUCCGGUUCGGCCAAUCGUGAAAAUUAGUGAGGGAAAGCUUCGUGGAGUAACUGCGACACUUCCAAAUGGAUCGGCGUAUCACUAUUUCAAGGGAGUCCCUUAUGCGAAAGCUCCGGUGGGAGAACUUCGUUUCCGUCCACCAGUGCCGAUUGGAAAAUUCUACAAACCCGUAGUCGACUGUUUGGUUGAUCGCAGUGCUUGUAUGCAACAAAUGGGUCGGUUUAUCGUGGGGAAAGAAGAGGGUCUUUUUCUAAACGUGUUUACGCCGGGCUUGCCAGUCAAUGGAGACUCAACGACUCAGUUUCCAGUCAUGGUGUGGAUCCACGGAGGAGGAUUCUAUAGUGGCAGUGGAGGCAGCUUCGUUUACAAUCCUCUUCAUAUGGUACAGGAAGGGGUCGUUGUCGUUACAAUGAAUUACCGUCUCGGACCGUUGGGUUUCUUGUGUUUACCCGAAGCUGGCAUUGAAGGGAAUGCUGGAUUGAAAGAUCAGUUACUUGUGUUCAAAUGGGUGAAGCAAAAUAUUUCCCGAUUUGGAGGUGAUUCUGAAAACAUUACUGUGUUUGGAGAAAGUGCUGGCAGCAUGUCAGCAUAUUUGCAUUAUCUUUCACCCAAUUCGAGGAAAUACUUCCACAAAGUUAUUUGCCAAAGUGGUGUUGCUUGCUCAGAAUCGUUCUUUCAACAAGAUCCAGCUAACAAGGCUCGAAAGCACGCACAAAUGUUUGGAUAUGAUGGAAAUGAUGAUACUAAAGUGCUUGACACACUUCGUAAGACGCCGGCAAAACUGCUCAUAAAACACCAGACCGAAGUUGGAACUGAAACCGAGAGACGCCUUGCAUUACAAAUGUAUUUCAGACCGGUCAUAGAAGAUGUCCUCACAGAAGACAGCAUCAUCACCGAACCACCAGAGAAAAUUUUGAAAUCUUUCGAUACCAUUCGAAUGCCCUUGAUCAACGGCUGCACAGAUGGCGAAGGGAUUCUCGGAAUAUGGUUGGUACGGAAGCGACUGAAUGAUUUCGCCCAAGAUCCGGAACGCCUUGUUCCACAACUUUUGGGCAACCCUCCAAGCCUUAAUAAGACGGAAGUUGGCAAAGAGGUACGCCAGUUCUACUUUGGAAACAAACCGAUUGGAGAAAAGUCGUUCGAUGAGCUUUGUGACGUUCUGUCUGACAACAUUUUCGUAACCAACACGAACUUGAGCGCCGAAUGGAUAGCCAAAUAUCAGCCCAACGUGAAGCAGUAUCACUAUCGGUUUUGCUUUGAUGGAAAACUAGGUUUCACGAAAAAGAUUUUCAAUUUGAGUCACGUUAAAGGAGCCUGUCAUGGAGACGAUUUAUUCUACUUGUUCCAGUCUAAAAUGUUGCCUAAACUCUCUGACUCGAGUGACGAGUAUCGCGUAGGAAGGACAAUGGUGCGAAUGUGGACUAACUUUGCCAAGUAUAGCGAUCCAACUCCGGAUAGAGAUGAUCAGUUGCUUCCGUUCAAGUGGACUACCGUCAAAAACUACGACAGACAUUCCGAACAGUUCGACUUGGAUUCGUUGAAAAUCGACGUGACAUGUGAGAUGGAAAAUAAUCCUUGUAAAGAUCGCAUGGAUUUGUGGAGAGGAUACUUUAAAAAAUAUAGAGAGGGUUAUUUGUAUGACAUAUAAUCAAAUUAUUGAAAA
Molecule: messenger RNA, 1843 nt
Organism: Aedes aegypti (yellow fever mosquito)
Lineage: Eukaryota; Metazoa; Arthropoda; Insecta; Diptera; Culicidae
Product: esterase B1
Exons: 5
Coding region: 92-1828 (578 amino acids)
Molecular function (GO): hydrolase activity
Source: RefSeq, a predicted model, not a curated record